GGUGUGGUGUGGUGCUCCAUGGACUGACACCACAAUGCGCGGUUCGAGCUCCUUUUUGACUGGGAAUAAGAUUGACUUUCUUGACUACAACUUGGAGACAUCAAUGUACCUUCUCUGGACUGUAGUUUCGUCUGCAGCACUGACUAAUUCUGCCGUCAAACGACCGAUCCGAGUGAGUGAAUUUGAAAUGUGGAUGGCGGCAGCUACUGCUAGACGAAAACUCGACUUACGGUACCUUUGAAUUGGUUCGCCAGCGUCAGGGCCGGGGAUCAAGCUUCUCUUUGCCUUCAGCUUCAGCCCUCAGCAGCCUCGAGUUCAGCUGGAGAAGGAAUUUGAACUGAAGUCAGAAGUCAGAACAUCGUCAAGCCAGACCCAUAUGCAGGAGUGGUGAAGUCUUCCUAUACAUGUAACUGAUGGAUUCUAUGGACUCUCCCCUUUUGGACAAAGUGCCCUCAACUGGUCUCCAAUUCAAGUAUACCCCGACAUCAUUCAGACUUCAACCACCCCCAUUCAAUGCGGCUUCAGAUUCACAGAACAAAGACGAUAAUUGGAGGAAGGACAGUACAUGCCAUCAUCAAUUGAGCUCCAAGAAUGAAGAAUCUGGAAACACAGAUCCCCAUGGCAACAAUAACAACACCGAAGUCGAAGUUGAGAAGAUGAUGUCAUCUGCUUCUUCUGCCCUUGCAAAGCAAGGAGUAACAGUACUAGUGGGAUGUGGAAUAAACGAACUAUCAAGUGAACAGUCAUCGCUGACACCUGUCGCUAUUCAAGGUAACCAAAGACUUGAGAACAGUAACAUUGAGAUGGAUAGCAAACCUGCUGUCUCGUUGGACAACCUUCUGGUAGGUGGCUUAUCAGAUGGAGCGCAUCAUAUGACAGCGAUUAGUGGAAAAGGUGGCAUGAUAAAUCUAAGCAAUAUAUCUUCCAGCAAGUCUAGUAGUUCAAUAGGGUACACCAGGACCAUAUUCCAUACUGACCAUGUGGGCGAUGGAAAUGAGUACAAGAGUGAACCGGAACCAAUCAUGGACAGACCUGAAGAAAAUACACGUAGCACAUUACUGGUCUGUAAAUGGGCAUCGUGCUACCAGAGAUUCAACAGGCUUGAAGAAUUGGUUUAUCAUGUUAAUGAGAGACAUGUGAGACUUGAGAAAGACACAGAGUAUUGCUGUAGAUGGGAAGGCUGCCAGAGGAAAGGAAAAGGCUUCAAUGCAAGAUACAAGAUGUUAAUCCAUGUACGUACACACACUAAUGAGAAGCCUCAUCAAUGCCCGCUGUGUCUCAAGAGCUUUUCACGACUGGAGAACCUCAAGAUCCAUAACCGCUCUCAUACAGGUGAAAGGCCGUAUGUGUGUCCAGUAGAGGGUUGCAACAAAAGGUACUCUAACUCAAGUGACCGCUUUAAGCAUACACGGACACACUUAGAGGAAAAGCCAUACAGCUGCAAAGUGCACGGCUGCCACAAACGAUACACGGACCCUAGCUCUUUACGCAAACAUAUAAAAUCUCACGGUCACUACGCAAGUCGUUAUUCUUCCAAAUCAACAGACUCCUUAUCGAAUAGUACUAAUUCAGUGACUGCAAUAACAGGACCUGUCGGUUUGAGUAUAACAUCAACAUCGCCCUCUUUGUCCAUAUCCCCACCGGCACCUACUCCCAAACCCAUCGUGCCACCGGUACCAGCCAUAACGGCAAUGACUACUGGGACAAGCGUAUCCGAUGGAGUGAUCGUCUAUCCUAUCAUCGUACACCCUCCGAAUUUACCACCUCACUAUAGCUACGUGACGGUACCCACGGGUGCGUUGACCAGUAUAUCAACUGCCUUACCCACAAGCCCCCUCUUCUCCAGCCCUGUCGUCCCAUCCAGUAGCAUCAUUGGUAAUCAUAUGCUAGAGCCUUCUACCAUAGGGACUGUUCCGCAAAGUGCCAAACUUGAUGCGACCUAUGCCGGUCUGAACCUUGGUCUUGGUGCCUUACCGAUGGAUGCCACCAAAAGGGAUGACAGACUUCGACUUUCCAUCAAACCAUCGGGAAUGGAAGUCCUGAUGCCUGGAGCGUCUAGUCCCCUGACUAAAACACAAACUGUGCCUUCUACUUCUGUUAUUUCAACUAGCAUGUCAUGAUAAUAGUACUUCUAUUCUAUCAGUAAUUAGUUUGUUUUUCAUAGAGUUUAUGAAGUAAUUUUGUAUUCAUAUUUUCAUAUAUGGGCAAUAUAGUCAUCAGCUUUUCUAUUUCAAUUGUUAGUAUGGUGCCUUUUUUAAUCAACUAUUUAAAUUUUAUUUCAAAGUUAUACAUUUUAUGUCAUGGAUAAUUUUUUACUGUGAGUUUUGUUUUAAUUUGUAAAACUGCAUUUUAUGAUGUACUGUACAUCGUUGAAUAUCAACGAAUUAUAGGACAUCUUGCCUUGGAAAAGUCUUGUUCUUUUUGACUUGGUUGUCAACUAAAACAUUGCACCGGUAAUUUGACAUGAUUUUAGCUUUAGUUGAAGAUGUUUGAUUGAACAGUAAAUCAUUUUAAUCACAACACUGGAACUGAGCAUUCAGUGAGCACACAAUCUAUAUAAUAUAUCAUUUUAAUGUAUUUUUUGUUUUUAUUUUCCAAGUCCUCUUUAUUAUGCCUAAUUUACUGCAAAUUUGUAUUGACAAGGAUAAUGCUAGGUAUGGUGCCUCAAUUCAUUAUUUUUCUCAUGGAUUCAACCGUGGGUUUUCAAAACCACCUUUGUGAAUUUGGGCCAAAGAGUUAAUCAAGUAUCACUGAACAUUGUGAGUUUCAGGUCACAUGACCAAGUCCUCUUUAUUAUGCCUAAUUUACUGCAAAUUUGUAUUGACAAGGAUAAUGCUAGGAAUGGUGCCUCAAUUCAUUAUUUUUCUCACCAUUUUGAAUAAAAGUUAAACAUGUUUUGAAAAUACUGUUUAAAUGACACACAGAUGCCAGAUGACAAUCAAAGAAAAGGGGGUGGAAUUGAUUGAAAUCGAUCAAUGGAUAUCUCUUUUAUCGAUGACAUUAUUUUUGGUCUUUUUGUUUUUCCCUUUUACUUUAUUACACAAUGUUUGUAUCUUACGAGUCACCUAUUCCUACUCCAACAAUACAUAAACCUGAGAUGCAGACUAUUUCUUAGUAUUUUAUUAUGUUUUUGCAAAAAAAACCUGCAUGUUUGAUGAAAAUUAAAUGGUCAUAUUCAAAACAUUUUCAGGGCUUAAAUCAACCCAAGGCCAUGGCCUCUGAUGCCCUUAAAAGUGGUGGCCUUAAUGCUCUUCCAAAUAUUUUUAGCCUUUAAGGCCAAAAUAAAGCAUCCUUUUUGCCUUUGGCCUUAAUGUCCUGUGGUAAUCCUGUGUGUCCCAUUUGAAAGUAAAUUUAACUAUUGAUGCCUUUUUAAUGGCAUUGGAUGCACCCUGAAGGGAGCACUGCCUCCCUUUCCUUAAAGUGCCCUUUUAAAAGAUUACCGUGCCCCUGUGCAUUCAUAAUUCAAGCCCUGUAUUAUCCA
Messenger RNA from Lytechinus variegatus (green sea urchin), 3481 nucleotides. RefSeq names its product zinc finger protein GLIS2-like. Gene Ontology annotation, biological process: regulation of transcription by RNA polymerase II; smoothened signaling pathway. The transcript is spliced from 7 exons. The record is from RefSeq and is a predicted model, not a curated record. Bases 414 to 2120 code for a protein of 568 amino acids. Gene Ontology annotation, molecular function: DNA-binding transcription factor activity, RNA polymerase II-specific; RNA polymerase II cis-regulatory region sequence-specific DNA binding. Gene Ontology annotation, cellular component: nucleus. Lineage: Eukaryota; Metazoa; Echinodermata; Echinoidea; Temnopleuroida; Toxopneustidae.